AUGGUUGAUCGCCACUUCCUGGAUCUAAAGUCUGCCUUCGUCAGUAUCCUAGCCAUACUGGUUGUUCUGAUCGGCGCCCCUUCUCUUUUCAACACCCCCAAAACCGCGGGAAAUAUGGCGGAGACCAUCGCUGAGAAGAAUCAGGAGUACUGGCACCACGCUGCUCAGUCUGUCUUUAAGGACAAAUGGGUCCAUGACCUUCAGGCGCAGAUCUCAGAGUUUCUUACAACAAAUGUUGAAUGGCUCGCCUUGCCAACCGGUACUCAGGAAUCGUCCUCCUCAAAGUUGAUGGAUUGCGCGUGCGGAAACGGAAUCGUCUCACGUUCGCUGCACCCUCACUUUGCACAGUGCCUAGGGAUCGAUCUUGCCGAAGGUAUGGUUGCUAAAUAUCGAGCCACGGCUGAAGAUCUUGGGCUCCCUGAGUCUCGCAUGAUGGCUGUUCAAGGCAACCUCCUAGCACACACGGUGGAGGCAACAAAUCCUCCCUUGAGCCAGGAGCAACUGUCUAGCUUCGACCUGGUCGCCAUCUGCAUGGCCCUUCACCACGUCGAUGACAUUGAGCUAGCAAUCAAACGACUUGCAGAGAGGCUGCGACCUGGCGGUGUUCUCCUUGUCAUUGACUGGGCUACGCGAGACAGCUCGGCCCAAGACGUCAGAUCAGCCCCUCCUGCCAGUGCAUUCGGGGAGCAUUACAAGCACAAGUCACACCCUGCUUCGCACACAAUCACCCACGAUAGUUUUACAAGAGAACAAAUAUUCGGGCUAUUCGAGGAAAGCGGAUGUGAAGACUCCAGCUUCGUUUUGGCCGACAGACUCUCCGAGGUUCCCGGUGCUCGCACUGGUAGCAUGCAACUAUUCUUCGCUCGGGCUUCCAAACUGUAG
This is a messenger RNA of Clonostachys byssicola, 882 nucleotides long. NCBI's taxonomy places the organism in Eukaryota, Fungi, Ascomycota, Sordariomycetes, Hypocreales, Bionectriaceae. The record is from the annotation of a GenBank genome assembly.